AUGUCACACUGGGACAUCAACACCACUACACCAGCCGUGGGCCUCACCCUAGCCACCCUCCAAGCUCAACUCCUCGGCUCCGACCGCGGCAACGCCGUCUUGCCUUCGGCAGCAGUAAUGAACGAGAUGGAGCGGCAAGAAGCGCAGCGGCAGCAGCAACGCCGCACGCUACGUCGUGACCAGGAGGCCGCCGAAAGGCGCAGAGCAAGAUUGUUUGAGACGGAGGAGGAGAGGAGGGAGGCGGAGGAAGAUCUGAAAGAUGAGGAGACGAUUGCGGAGAUUGAGGGGUGGGUGAGGGUGGAGUUGACGGAGGAAGGGGUGGGGAUGUUGUGGGAGGUGCUGGGGAUGAGGCUGGGUAGUGGUGAUGUUGUUUGGGUGAGGAGGGAGCCGGAGGAGGUGAGGAGGAGAUGA
Recurvomyces mirabilis is the source of this 411-nucleotide messenger RNA. RefSeq lists its product as uncharacterized. The transcript has a single exon. Lineage: Eukaryota; Fungi; Ascomycota; Dothideomycetes; Mycosphaerellales; Teratosphaeriaceae. Bases 1 to 411 code for a protein of 136 amino acids. The record is from RefSeq and is a predicted model, not a curated record.